Molecule: messenger RNA, 1412 nt
Organism: Racocetra fulgida
Lineage: Eukaryota; Fungi; Glomeromycota; Glomeromycetes; Diversisporales; Gigasporaceae
Source: the annotation of a GenBank genome assembly
CUACAGUAAUCCCUGAUAAGAAGGACGAAAUAAUUGAGGCAUUAGUCAAACAAGUGCAACAACUAUCGGUCAACUACGUCGCGGCAAUGGUGGAUAAAAGAAAGCAACAAGUACAACCGGACACCCCUGAAAAAAGACGAAGAUUGCAGCCUGAAUCGAAGUGGGAUAAUAGACUUCGACCUCGAGCAGAAAACGAACCGCUCUUAGUAGACGUUGGAGACCCAUUACAGCUAUGGAAAGAACAGAUAGAAAAGUUCCUACAAAACGACGCCCUAGACAAAGAAGAGAAGGAAAAGGCAGAAACAUUUUUUCAGAAAGAAAUAAACAUAUUUACCAAUAAUAUGCAGGAAGAGGAAAUUGCGGAGGCAUAUAUGGUUGUAGGAGAGAGUAAUAAGCAAGAAUUAGAAGAAGGGGACGAAAAUCGAGUAGAUAAAAAAGAAGCUGACUCGCCUGAGCUUAACGAAGAGAUAUACGAAGCAAGUGCUCGACCAACCACUGUGAUUUCAUAUGAAAAGGUGGGAACUGCCUAUCAAAAAAACCUAGAAUACAUGGGCCCAAGUAAAUCGUAUAGCAAUACCUACCAAGUAUAUUAUCACCCAGCCAAUUUCGAGCAUCUUGUGCUGGAAUUAUUGGAUCGUAGAAAAGCAAUCUACCUAAUGAAAUACCAUGGGUUUAACCUAGUAGCGUUAGAACCCAAAAAGUUGUUAAAAUUGAGGGAUUGGAUAACUGCUGGGACCAAACAAGAGUUAAUUAGAAGAGGAUACUUACAUGACACAGGAAUUGACCUAGGAUAUAUGGAACUGCUGAAUAUCCAAGCAAUCGAGGCCGAAAGAGCUGCCAACCAAAGAAACAAAGAAAGGAAAAACAAAAGGGACCCGGAAAUUAUAGAUGAACUGCCAAAAAGACGAAAGACUUUUAAAGAAGAUCAAGAUAAAAAUUCGCAGAUCGGCAAAAUCCAAUCUUAUAUACCCGAAAUGGUUAGAAGUUUAAUUACGUUGGAUGAAAUUGUCGAUGACAUCACUCGAUCGGAACCUGUUGAAAUAACCCCGAUGCCGCCGCCCUACAAUGGCUCACAUGAUCUGGCGAACCGUGUAUCUUUGACAUGUCCACUACUUACUCGAUCUAUUCGGUUACGGGAAAGAAUCAACAUCUUGGUAUACUCCUACUACUUGGGAGCGAUCUUUGCAGAAGCGACUCCAGCACAGAAGAGAUUACUUCGUGAAAUAGUUACACCCUACUAUUACACCGUCGCUCUAAAGGUUUAUGAUGUCUUCGUAGUUGUCGGAAUGGACCAAAUAUACCACACUACGAGAGUAACCUACCAGGAUCUUAGAGUUUUAAGCAUUGACGACUUAAAGCGAGUUAACAUGAGAAGCUCGUGGAACUCGCCUUUAAACGGGGGCGAAAUGUGA